AUGCCACAGGAUGAAAGGAGAAGAAAAUUAUGGUUUCAAGCAGCUCAUCGAGCAGAUAAACCAACAAAAUCAUGUUAUUACUGUUGUGAAGAUCAUUUCAAUUUGAAAGAGGAUAUGGAAAACUACAUACGAUUUACUAUGAUGGGAGGACCAAUUAUUUUAAAAAAAGAUGUUGUGCCUCAUAUUUUUGAUUGUCAUCCUCAACGUAAUACAGCAAGAAGUUCCAAGCCUAGAUUUGCUGCAGAAAAAUUAAAUUUAAAAAGAACAAUAACAGAAGUUUUAGCGGAAUCAGAAGGUGAUUGUGAGCAUAAAAAGAAUGUUGAAAAUGCUGCAUCAAGUUUUGAAAAAUGCUUAGCGAAACCACUUAUGGUAGACAGACAAUGUUCACCGAUUGUUUUUGAAAGUAGUAGCAGUGCAUCUCAAGCUACUACUACUUCAAAAACUGUUACUAGUUCCAGUCAUAGUGAAUAUCAACCAUCAACUGAUGAAAUAUCUAAUCUACUUGAAGAAAAAGAGUUAGAAAUGAAGAGAACGGCUUUACGACUAACUAAUUAUUUCAUUUCCUCUGAUUCAAAAAAUUACAUUGGACUUCCAAGCAAAUGGUUAUGGAUUAUUGAAGAAUUACAGAUAUUGACUGGCAUUCCUACUGAUCAUAUAAAAUUAAUAUUUAUGAAAAUUAGAAAAAAUGAUACUUUUAGAAGACUAGGUGAUCAAUUUGGAUUGUCUGCAGCAGGAGCAAGUAAAAUUUUUAAUAGAAAUGUUCAAAAAAUAGCUCAUGUAUUACAAACAUUAAUUUAUUGUCCAAGCAAAGAUAGUUUGAAAGAAGCACUACCAAUUCCAUUUCGACUGAAUUUUAGUAAUGUAGCUGGUAUCAUCGACUGCUUCGAAAUUCAAAUUGAAAAACCUUCAAAUGCUCUACAUCAGGCUUUGACUUGGUCGGAAUAUAAAAAAUGUAAUACAAUAAAAUAUUUAAUCUGUAUAUCUCCUGAUGGAUUUAUAAUUUUUAUUUCUGGAGGAUAUGGAGGAAGAGUAAGUGAUGUGGAACUUUUUGAAAAAAGUGUAAUUAUGAGUAUAUUGCCAGAGAAAAGUGCCCUUAUGGCGGAUAGAGGAUUUAAACAGAUUCAAUGUAUUUUACACAAAAAACACAUUGAACUUGUUCGACCACCUUCUGUUUCCACACAACAAAAAUCCACAAAAGAGGAAGUGCUUUUAACAAAACGUAUUGCUAGUUUACGAAUUCACGUUGAACGAGUUAUAAGAAGGAUUAGAGAAUUUUCUAUCUUAGAACCACAUGCUACGAUAGAUCACUAUACAAUGCCAUAUAUUGAAUCAGUCGUCAAAAUAGCAGCUUCGUUGAUCAAUCUUCAAGAGCCUGUUAUAAAAACAUAG
This is a messenger RNA of Vollenhovia emeryi, 1389 nucleotides long. RefSeq lists its product as uncharacterized. The transcript has 3 exons. NCBI's taxonomy places the organism in Eukaryota, Metazoa, Arthropoda, Insecta, Hymenoptera, Formicidae. The record is from RefSeq and is a predicted model, not a curated record. Bases 1 to 1389 code for a protein of 462 amino acids.